CGCAGCGACGUAGAUAUACAUUAUUACACGCUGGAGUGUUUCGCAACCGAGAGUAUCCCUCACGCGCUCCAUUGGGGCGUAGCAUAUGAAGUAACUAUUUCCUCCACAACAAAAAAGAGGGUGCAAAGCGCAUCCGUUCGUCACCGUUUUCACUCCCACAAAUCCAACGAACUUGGCUUUGCCGGUGACGGAAUUUUCAAUCACUCGCCUCUGUCUCCAUCAAAUCCCCCGAGCUUCUCUCUUUCCAGAUUAAUGACAACUUGUCUGGUUUGGGCAAAGAACAAAAAGCGACCUCUGUAGUAUUUUGCUGGAAAAUUAUGGAUGCUCGUCCUGCUUUCUCAAUUGAAAGAUCAAGUACGAAACAGAUGAAUAACAUAGGGAUGUCUGGAGCAUUUCCUUCAUCGUUGUCUGUCCUUCCAACACAUCUAGAAGAGACAUACCCCCGAUUAUCUGAUUCACAAUCGUCUUUUGUGGAAAAUGAUCUUAAGACAAUAACUUUUAAUCAUCCAAGUCAUAUAAGUUCAAGUGGAGCAGUUGGGCAUAUGUUUUCAUCUUCCCCUGGAUAUUCAACCGACCUUCAUCACUCAUCUCUUUCACCUCAUGAAAAAAACUCCAGAAAUGCUCAUUUUAUUUCACAAUCAUUGAGUAAUGUGGCUUCGAUGCCAUUAUCAUAUUCUUCAAAUAAUGGGCCGGUACCUUCUACAACAUCAAUACAUUAUUCCAACGGAAACAGUACUUCUUGGCACGCAGAUUCCCUUCCUAGCUUUCUUGAUUUUGCUACGAAUACCUCAAUUGAUAAUAAUCAAGUCGAUAGCAGUGCCGGAAAUAUUAUGGCUACUGAGGAGUUUUCUAAGCGAAAUGAUUGGCAGGAGUGGGCUGACCAGCUAAUUAGUGAUGAUGAUACUUUGACUUCUAAUUGGAACGAUCUUCUUGCUGAUAAUAUUCACGAUCUUGAGCCAAAGGCGGUGGAUCUGGUUUCAAAAUCAUCUUCACAAUUUCCAGCAGGACACCAAUCCCAAGGUCACCAACAGCUUAUGGCUCUAUCUGGAGAAAAUCAUGUUGGUGCUGCUCCAUCUUCCUCAGCAAAUUCUGCACCUGCCAAGCCACGGAUGCGGUGGACUCCUGAGCUUCAUGAGGCAUUUGUGGAGGCUGUCAACCAACUUGGUGGGAGUGAAAGAGCUACCCCUAAGGGUGUGCUGAAGCUCAUGAAAGUCGAAGGAUUAACUAUAUAUCAUGUUAAAAGCCACUUACAGAAAUACAGGACAGCUAGGUAUAGACCAGAACCAUCUGAAGGAGCUGCAGAGAAAAAUCUAAGCCCCAUUGACGAUAUUUCAUCUCUAGAUUUGAAAACUGGUAUUGAGAUCACGGAAGCUCUGCGACUGCAGAUGGAGGUCCAGAAACGGUUACAUGAACAGCUUGAGAUUCAAAGAAAUCUACAGUUGCGAAUAGAAGAACAAGGCAGGUACCUCCAGAAGAUGUUUGAGAAGCAAUGCAAAUCAGGUGUUGAACCAUUUAAGGCAUCGCCAUCGGCCAUUGAGAAUCCAUCUGGAAUGUCUUCCGACAUCGUGAAAGAUUCUCCUACCAAAAACGAAUUAGAAGCAUCCAAAACGGACCAUUCCGGGUCAGGAUCUGAUCAAGCUAAUGGUGGUACCACUGUUGAGGAAAGCUCGCUGAAAGCGGGUGGGAAGCAGGAUACCUCCAAAAGCCAAGCUUUUGAGGAUCUUAAGCAAAAUGAUAAUGAAGAUAGCACUCAAGCCCCUAAGCGUCCAAGGACCGAUGAGUAAACCUUAUGAUAUGCUGAAUCAGCAUUGAACCUACAUGACAGUAUUGAUUCAUUUGAGAUUUAUUUUAGCAAGGAAGACUUGAUUGAUUCAUGCUAGAGCUCUAUAACUUAACUAGUACCUCAUGUCCUGUUAUGUUAAAUGAGGGCUUGUAUGUUUGUGUUUCAUUUAGUUUAAGUCAAAGUUUUGACCAUGACGUUCUUUAACACCUUAUCUUAUUUGGUAUCCUGGUUAGGAUGAGAUUCUAGUGUACAGUGCAGAUAAUGGCUACGCCUCAAAUCAUAAGAGAGGUAUCAGGACAGUAUUUUACCAACGCUCUACAACCCAAAUUCAAUGUUGGUAUGUAUCUAAUUCUAAUAUGAACUGUUUGUUUUAACUGUACCAAAAUAAAAAGGGUACAAUUCUAGUUCUAAAGUUAGUUUUCUCAUCAAUUAUGGUGUUGCGGGGGCAUACUUACGAAGGUUAGAGCAUCUCCAAUGUAUGUUUCUACUAUAGUUUUUAUAUUCAAGUAUGUGCUACUUGUAAGGAUGGUAUACACAAUAGAACACCUUCUUGCAGUGUUCUUAAUAUUAUUGUGUUUGUCUCUUUCAUUUGCAAGUUACUUUUUUGCUGCAAAA
Molecule: messenger RNA, 2398 nt
Organism: Cicer arietinum (chickpea)
Lineage: Eukaryota; Viridiplantae; Streptophyta; Magnoliopsida; Fabales; Fabaceae
Product: protein PHOSPHATE STARVATION RESPONSE 1-like
Molecular function (GO): DNA binding; DNA-binding transcription factor activity
Source: RefSeq, a predicted model, not a curated record